GAUAUAAAAAACAUCGAUAGCAAGUCGCGGAGAUAGUCGAUUGUUUUUAAUUACAUAAUUACAAUAACACAUGAUCUUUGUAUCAUUGUGAGGCGUUGAAAAUUUGUGUUAGCAUGUUCUUUAGACCAUUGAUUUCAUUAUCUCUAAGAGCAACAAAUAUAAUAUGCUUGCCCUCUUCUUCACAUUUAAUAUAUUCGCGCAACACAAGUUUUUUUAAUAAGCUACCUGCGGAGGAUAUAUGGCGAGGUGUAACGGCAGUCAGUAAUGCUGGAAAAAAGCGAGGUCGUGGUAAAGGAACUGGAAAGAAAAUGGCCAAGGACUUAAAUAGAGGACAGGCUAUUGGACUUGGAAAAAAAUGUUUAGUCUGGCCGGGAUUAAACGCGCCGAUUAUCCGUGGAAGUGAACUAAUUCAUCAGAAGAAGCAAGCAGAGGAUACGGACAGGGAGACGAAUAUAAAUAAACUUCGAGACUCAAUGGGUACAUUCAAAUUGAUGAAGAUAAACCCAAUAGAUCGUGGGUGGUCGGGAACCAAAAUGCCGGGACGUAGUAUUGGAGCUCCAGAUGCCGUCGAAGAGGAUGAAUUUAAUUCAUUUGACACUCGCGUGCUAGAAAACAAAAUUGUCUUUAUAAUGAAAGGUAACAUGGGCAGAAAACGCAGAUACUCUGUUUUGUCUGUUACGGGAAAUAGUAAGGGCUUGGCUGGUUUCGCCACAGCUAAAGCUCCAGAAGUAAGAACCGCUCUUCGAAAAUCAAAAAACCGCGCAGGGCAAAAAUUGAUAUCCAUUGAUCUGUACGAAAACCGAACCGUUAAUCACGAUUUUUUCACGGCUUUUGGAAAAACUAAGAUAUUUGUCUUCAAAAAACCGGAAGGUUAUGGCUUGGUAUGUCAUCGGGCAAUACAAACAAUAUGCAAGGUGAUUGGAAUAAAGGAUCUUUAUGCUAAAAUUGAAGGCUCGACUAAUUUACAGCACAUCGUCAAAGCAUUUUUCAUUGGACUAAUGCGUCAGAAAACGUAUCAAGUAAUUGCCGACGAGUCCAACUUGCACAUUGUGGAACAAAAAGUAGCUAAAAACGGAUUUGCUGAAAUUAAAGCAAGUCCCAUUAUAAAGUCGAAAAUUACAGAAAACGAUCGAUUGAUAGACUUUAUGCAGUUUACUCUAGGAAAUAAAAUUGUCCUGCAAAAAAAAUCAAAAGCUCCUUUCUACAUACACACGAAAGGGCACAAACUUUAUGAAGUAAAAAAAGAGCAGUUUCGAAACCAAUUUAAUGUACGUUUACACAAGCUGGUAACAUCAUAUGAAAAUUAGAAUAAAUAAGUCAUUUAACAAAA
This is a messenger RNA of Drosophila busckii, 1330 nucleotides long. It is a transcript of the gene mRpS5, whose product is annotated as 28S ribosomal protein S5, mitochondrial. The transcript has 2 exons. Gene Ontology annotation, molecular function: structural constituent of ribosome; RNA binding. Gene Ontology annotation, biological process: translation. NCBI's taxonomy places the organism in Eukaryota, Metazoa, Arthropoda, Insecta, Diptera, Drosophilidae. Gene Ontology annotation, cellular component: ribosome. The coding region runs from base 114 to 1307 and encodes 397 amino acids. The record is from RefSeq and is a predicted model, not a curated record.